AUGAGACUCUAUUCCCUUAUUUCUGUUCUCCUCCUGUUUGUGACUAUAAUACCAAAAGGAAACACUGGUGUUAUUCCAGGGCAGAAGCAGUGUAUUCUUUUGAAAGGGCGGUGCAAAGAUGGUGGGUGCACCUCCACAGAAGACACCAUUGGCAUUUGCAAUGAUGAAAAAAAAUGUUGUAGGAAAUGGUGGAUAUUCAAUCCCUACCCAACGCCAGUUCCCAAAGGAAAAUCUCCCUAG
Lepus europaeus (European hare) is the source of this 240-nucleotide messenger RNA. It is a transcript of the gene DEFB130B, whose product is annotated as defensin beta 130B. Gene Ontology annotation, biological process: defense response to bacterium; cell chemotaxis. The record is from RefSeq and is a predicted model, not a curated record. The transcript has 2 exons. Gene Ontology annotation, molecular function: CCR6 chemokine receptor binding; chemoattractant activity. The coding region runs from base 1 to 240 and encodes 79 amino acids. NCBI's taxonomy places the organism in Eukaryota, Metazoa, Chordata, Mammalia, Lagomorpha, Leporidae.